AUGAAAUCAAUAUUAUUCGUAGCUGUCGCAUUCCUUUCAAAUGCAGUAGCUUAUCACGAUCCUGACCUCAACUACCAUCUGAGUCAACUACAAAAUGCACAAGGUUGUGGUGAUUCAGGGUAUUCAUACCCUGCACCAGCACUUCAAUUGUCUUUACAAACCGCUAAAACGACAGCAGCACCUAGAUUAAUACAAUCAGUAUCUUUGAGUUCCUCAAAUGCUCAAAAAAAUGCAGGUGGAUAUUCACAGUCUGUGUUUUACAAUUCUGCGGCGCCUCAAGCUACUUACCAAGCUCAGCCAGCCAUCAGUUACCAAGCACCAGUCGUCAUUCAAGACGCUGCUGCCUUAGAUGCUGAAUACUCCGCACAAAGAGAAGAGCAUGGUUAUGCUACUUCUGCAGGACUAGGAUUAUCUUCGUCAGCAAGGACUGUCAUACCACAAGCCACUUAUGCUCAAGCACCAAUCAUAGCUAAAAUAACUGCUGCUCCCCUGCAAGCUAAAUUUUCUUUGGCCCCAGCCAAAACCUCAUAUUAUUCUCAAAAUGCAAUUGCCCAACAAGCUUAUUCGAGUGGAUCUGCCGCAAAGGCUUCAUUGCAUUCUUUUACGCAGUCCGCUGGACCUGUAGUUUCUCAAGUAUAUGCUGCUCCUUCUGGUGGUUAUUCCACUUCACCAGAACUAAAAGUUCAAUCAGCUCAAUAUGCUGCACCUUACUCCACUGUUAAUCAAUACAAUCAAGCUCCAUUCUCCAGUGUGGCACAAUUUUAUAAAGUUCCAACAGCCUCCCAAUACGUCACCUCAUCUGUUUCUCACAUCUCUGCUCCAGUGGCUCAGUAUGGAGCACCUGGUCCCCUUGCCCUACCUCAAUAUUCUGCACAAGCAAUCCAAUAUACUGCUCCCUCAAUAAUUCAACACCGUACUCCUGUUGUGGCUCGUUAUUCCGCCCCAAUAGUGGCUCAAUAUUCAAACCCAUUAAUAUCUCAACAAUCGUCUCACGUACACCAGUACUCAGCGCCAGUAGUCAGCCAACAAAUAUCCCAUGUAGCACCAGUGGCAGUUACCUCAGUAGCAUCUAAAUACUCCAGUGCAGGCCACUCAGCCAAAAAUGUACAUGCAGAAUUCGUGGAAAAUUACGAUGCACAUCCUCGUUAUGCGUUCGAGUACCACGUGAACGAUCCCCAUACCGGAGACAUUAAGCAGCAAAAAGAAGAACGCGACGGUGAUGUCGUCAAAGGUCAGUACUCCUUGGUGGAACCGGACGGCUCGGUGCGGACGGUGGACUACGUUGCCGAUUGGGAGACCGGUUUCCACGCAAACGUUCACAAUAGCAAAGAUAAUCAACAU
Messenger RNA from Brenthis ino (lesser marbled fritillary), 1341 nucleotides. Lineage: Eukaryota; Metazoa; Arthropoda; Insecta; Lepidoptera; Nymphalidae. The record is from the annotation of a GenBank genome assembly.